Messenger RNA from Vicia villosa (hairy vetch), 814 nucleotides. Its product is annotated as CASP-like protein 1B1. The coding region runs from base 61 to 648 and encodes 195 amino acids. The transcript has 3 exons. NCBI's taxonomy places the organism in Eukaryota, Viridiplantae, Streptophyta, Magnoliopsida, Fabales, Fabaceae. The record is from RefSeq and is a predicted model, not a curated record.
UCAAAUCUUCUAUCUUCUUUCUAUAACAACACAUUUCUAACUCCAGCAGCAAUAUACACAAUGGCCUCAAGAGAUGAAGAAAAAGUAGAAUCUGGUUUCAAUGUUCUUCCUGAGUCCAAACCAAAGAAGGAAUAUUGGAUCCUUUUGUCCAUUAGGAUAAUCACAUUCUUGGCCACUGCAUCAGCUACAAUUGUUAUGGCACUCAACAAACAAACCAAAAACUUUGUUGUUGCCACCGUUGGUAGCAUUCCAGUAACAGUUCCUCUUGUGGCCAAGUUUCAACACACUCCUGCUUUUAUAUUCUUUGUGGUAGCUAAUGGAAUUGUGAGUUUCCAUAACUUGGUGAUGAUAGCAAUGGAUAUAUUAGGACCUAAAUUUGAUAACAAAGGGCUCCAACUUGCUCUAAUUGCAGUAUUAGACACGAUGGCUUUGGCUCUUGCUUCAGCUGGAGAUGGUGCAGCAACAUCUAUGUCAGAAUUGGGAAGGAAUGGUAAUUCACAUGCAAAAUGGAAUAAAAUAUGUGACAAAUUUGAGACUUAUUGCAACAGAGGUGGUGGUGCCUUGAUUGCUUCAUUCAUUGGUCUCAUUCUUCUCCUCAUUGUUACAGUCAUGUCCAUCAACAAGCUCCUCAAACUAACUCGUAAUUAAUAGCAUUAUUCAAGUUCCUUGAUGCUAAAUAUCAACUUGUUAGUAUUUGAACUUAAUGUAGUUAAAAUAUUUUUACAGUAUGGAGUUAUAUAAGAAUUUAAUACUUGAGUUUGUAAGUCUGGUUUUAGUUUACUAUUUGUAAUUAUAAUUGGAAUUAUAACUAUGA